AUGACGGACAAGAGAUUAGCACCUUUUCACCUGAAUCGAAGGAGAUUACCUCGGCAACAGCGUCAGCAUGAAUCUUCCAGUUGGUCAAGAGGAAUCCGCCGUCCUCUUCCGGUAGAACCGACCUUCGAAUCUCCUCAUGCAACACUUUCACUCGAAAUGGAAUCAUCAAAUAUAUGGCCCGAUCAGAGAAGUUUGUGUGUUUCAACAGGCACUCCUAGUUCCAAAGCAAUUAGUUCGUUUGGCAACACGGAGGCAACAGAAUGGGCGGAUUCCCCGGCAGGCUUGGAGGGGGACGGGCCGACCUCGCAAGCCGGCGCGCUCACCAGCGGACGACCCGACGACGCCGACCUGUCCCGCCGACUCUCCUCGACUGGGCGACUCGGACGGCGCGACCGACGGGCGCGGCGUUCACGGCCCAAGGCGUCGGCCAGAGCUGGCUUUGCCGCGCGGGCACGCGGUCGGGCCACUGCUUCGACUCCCGAACGGGCCACUCGCGUCGGACGAGAGCAGAAAGUGCACUCGCGCGGCCCGGCCCGGCCCGGCCCGCCUGGCUCCGCCGAGGGCAACCGGGCGUCCCCAAAUGCCCCCCGUCACCCACACCACCACUGCACCGCACCCUGUCGGGAUGCCCGGGCUCCGCUUCGGUGCACUUGCCCCGCAGCGCCAAUUGAUCCGCGUCUGACUGGCCUGUGCGCAGUUCGCCACUCUCUCUCUCUCUCUCUCUCUCUCUCUCAACGCCAGCCGAUCGGACUGGCCCCGAGCCACUCCACUGAGGGUGCUCACUUGCGCUCACUGUUCGCCUCUCUUGCUCACUUUGCUCGCAUGCCCUUACUCGUGUUCAUCUCUCCAGCUUGCCCUCUUUCCCACGCCACCCCCACCCCCCACCCCUCCACACCCUUAGCCUCCUCGCAAGCCCUCUCGUUUCGGCGAGUAACCCGAAGGAAAAACAGAUCGCGUGGACCCUUCGCCAGCUUGACCGGCUGCCACAAGGCCAAACGGGGCACUGAUCGAUUAUUGUGCAUCCCAGCCUACUUUGUACUGCCACUCGAGUUAGCCAUCCUCCAGUUCCCCAGGCCUACACACACCCACACACACACAGUCACACAAGAAUAG
Protopolystoma xenopodis is the source of this 1113-nucleotide messenger RNA. The record is from the annotation of a GenBank genome assembly. Lineage: Eukaryota; Metazoa; Platyhelminthes; Monogenea; Polystomatidea; Polystomatidae.